GCGACGGCGGCGGCAGCGGAGCUUCGUGGGGCUGCGCGGAAGGAGCACCGGCUCAGCCUCUGGGAGGCUCAUGACCCUGAACUCAUGUGCCUCGAUGAAGCUGGAAGUCCACUUUCAGCAGAAACAGAAUGAAGACUUGGAUGAUGAAGACUUCUGUGCUAUUAGUGAACGAUGGGCCUUCCAAAGAAACAGCAAAAGGUGUUCCAGAAUUGACUCAGAUGAAUAUAUUGGAGAGAACUUGCAGAAAGACUCCAUGAUGAGGAAAUUUUCCAGCCAGGAAAAUAUCCUCACAGACCUCAGUGCUGACUUGGAGGCCACUUCACUCCACGUCACCAGCAGUACUGGUGGGACCUCGGCUGUUGUGGUCAUGCCACCCCAUUCAUCAUCCACCCAGAACUCUCCAACCUUAACCAACUCUAUCCAAAGCUUGAGCAACUGUUCACCAAAAGCCUGGACUUCAAAUGAAAACAGCAAGGAAAAACCGAAGAAACAUCAAACACGGAGUUUCCUCAAAAGAAUUGAAUCUCUAAGAAGGAAGGACAAGGAGAAAUUGGACUCUGCUAAAGCUCACGAUGGGGAUAGAACUCAUAUUAUGUCUAGUUGGAACUCCUCAAAGGAUGCCAGGGAACCUGUCUCUGGGACAGAGGUUGCAGUAGGAAAUGAAAUUUCAUGUUCUUUCUACAGCACUAAAACCCUUCUCUCAACAGGCUGUUGGACUAAUCAGCCUCUGGCCUCAGUUGAAAACAAGCUGCACUGUGAGCCCAAACAUGAUAGCAUUUCUUUAGAGGAUUAUGAAACAACUCUGAACAAGAAAUGGGAUGCCAGAAGGUGGGAUUACCAAAUUGCAUUUAAAAGAGAUUAUUUAUUCCACAUCCCAGGGGACUACAAGCCAGGCACUUUCCCCAAAUCACUCUCCAUUGAAAGUUUAUGCCCCUUGGAGAACAGCUGUUUGGCAGACUGGAAAUCUAACUCCAAAGCCUCAAGUCCUUUGGCAGGUGGAAUAGGCAUCAGCAGUAGCAUCCAUGUGGACAACUCUUCUCAUGCCCUGGAAUACCAUCCAAGGAGGCUUUCAAGCAGUUCCACAGGUAGCUGCACCAGCCUUUAUGAUAAUGUUCCUGAGUUUGGCAGUGGAGAUGAUCUCUUUGAUCUGGACCAGGAAAUGAUCUAUGAAAACCUAGAUGACAUCCUGCAGCAUGUUUGGGGACUCCAGCAAAAAGUAGAGCUCUGGUCAAAGGCAGUUAGGUUGAACAUGGAGGAUGAAACUAUUGGGGUGGAGGAAAGGGACGAGGAGACAGAUUCUGGAGAGGAGCCCACCAACCUGAACUUGGAGAAUCAUUCCAUGUCUGACAUCGGUACUUCCACCAGCGACUUUGAGAGCACUGCCAACUCACUGAAUGAGACUGAGGACAUAGAAAUGCGGGAACGGAGAGACUCUGGAGUAGGUGCAUCUCUUACAAGGCCUUGCAGGAAACUCCGCUGGCACAGCUUCCAGAACUCCCACCAGCCCAGCUUCAAUUCAGCCUCCUUAGAGAUCAACCGCCAGUCUGCAGCUCAGCUGAACCUCCUUCAGAAGUGCUCCCUUCUCCUCCUCACUGCCCUCAUGGAGAAGCACUCCGUUCCCCACAAGCAGUCCUGGGCCUGGACUGUUCCCAAGUUCAUGAAGAGGAGCAAGCCCCCAGACUACAAGGGGAAGAUGGUCUUUGGAGUCCCAUUGAUUGUCAGUGUCCAAAGGACGGGACAGCCCCUGCCCCAGAGUAUCCAGCAGGCCAUGCGCUACAUCCGAAGCCAAUGCCUAGAGCAGGUUGGCAUUUUUCGCAAGUCUGGGGUGAAGUCCCGGAUCCAGGUCCUCAGACAAAUGAGCGAAGCCUCUCCUGAUUAUGUGAAUUAUGAAGGGCAAUCAGCCUAUGAUGUGGCUGACCUUUUGAAGCAGUACUUCCGUGAUCUCCCAGAGCCUGUCUUCACCAGCAAGCUGACGGACACAUUUCUGCAGAUAUACCAGUUUGUUCCCAAAGAGCAGAGGCUGCAAGCUGUACAGGCCACCAUCAUGUUAAUGCCGGAUGAGAACCGGGAGGUUUUGCAAACACUGCUCUAUUUUCUCAGCGAUGUUGCCUCUUCUGAGGAGAACCAGAUGACAGCGGGAAACCUGGCUGUCUGCCUCGCCCCCUCCCUUUUCCACCUCAGCGUCUCCAAGAAAGGGAGCACUUCUCCAAGGUCGAUUCACAGGAGGGGAACUGUGGGAAAACCAGACCAAAAAGACCUGAAUGAAAACAUGGCUGCCACCCAAGGCCUUUCCCACAUGAUUGCUGACUGCAAGAAGCUGUUCCAGAUUCCCCAAGACAUGAUACGGCAACUCUGCAACUCCUACCUGUUAGCUGAUGCUCAGCCACUCUCCCUACCUAAGUUGAUGAGACAAAAUCUGCAAGGAGAAGUCCAGGAUUUCCACAUAGACUUGGAAGCCAACAUUCAAGGCCUGCUGAAGGAAUCAUCAGAACGCUUCAAAGGUUGGAUCAGCACAUCUGGUCCCCAAAACACUGAGCUCUCGUGCAAGAAGGUUGAGGAUGUGCAUCCCCUGAGGCUCUGGAAGGUGUCCACUGAAGUGGACGCACCGCCUCACGUGGUGCUCAAGCGAGUUCUCAGGGAGCGGCACCUUUGGGAUGAAGACCUGCUGCAGGGGAAUGUGGUGGAGGCUCUGGACAAGAACACAGAAGUGUACCAUUAUGUGACCGAUAGCAUGGCCCCACAUCCACGGCGGGACUUUGUUGUCCUCAGGACAUGGCGUACAGACCUACCUCGUGGAGGUUGCCUCCUUGUUUCCUUACCUUUGGAGCAAAAGAAGUUGCCACUGGAAGCUGGUGUCAGGGCCAUGGUGCUAACCUCCCAGUAUCUGAUCGAGCCCUGCAGAAUGGGACACUCAAAGGUGACACACAUCUGUCGAGCAGAUCUCAGAGGGAGGUCUCCAGACUGGUACAACAAGGUCUUUGGCCAUCUCUGUGCUGUGGAACUGGCCAGGAUUCGCGAUUCUUUCCCAGUGUUCAACCCAUGUGGACCAGAAACAAAGAUCUGAAGACGUGCCACCAGAUGGGUAGACUUCAAAUAGUAAUGCUUUGGGAGCAGAACAUUGGUAUUGAGCCUUUGCUUCAUGGAGUGCAGAUUCCUCCCUUUCUCAAGGAACAUUAGAUCCAAAUCUCCCUAAGAAUCAUGUUCCUGUUUUAUAGUUCAGCAACAUGUCUUACUGCUUGGAGGUGAUCCGGAUGUUAAGCUUUGUGCUAGUGGUUACUUCUCCAUAAAUAAUCUCCAGGAUUAGAAGAAGAAUGCUUCUGAACACCCUUUACUAAAAGACACAAUUGUGAAGAAGUUACUGAGCUUCUGCCUUGCUUUUGGGUUCUCAAUAUGCCUCUGGUUAUUGUGAGAACAAGAUGUUAGACUAUCUGGUCUGAUCCUGCAAAUUCUGCAGAUCUUCUCAUGAUCUUCUGAGAAGUCUACCAAUCCUCCUAUUUCAGGGAAUGCAAGCUUUAAAACCCCUUUAAAGGACUGGUCUGUUGUGUUCAGGACUGUCUUCAGUUGUACAGCACAUGAUGUUUAAUUAACCAAGCUUCAAGUUCAGUGACUACCAUCGCUUUAUCUAAGGACUGGGUUUGUCCAAGCCAUUUCCCUGCAACCUUUGAAAAAUGCCCCAAUCAGGUUUGAGAGGAUUGGAGAAUCAGUAUUAGGAACUAGCCUCAGCACAAAAUACCUCCUUACAGCUAUUUAAUUGCAAUCACUCUUUCAUUAGUAGGUAGGUGUACCUGUGCAACACAGCACCUGGGAAGAACCAGGGGAAUAGCAGAGGGUGGAUGGAAUGAAGUCAAAUAGGGCAAAUUGUUAUGUUUAAGCAUAAAGGAAUGGUAGUCUUGGAGAUAGGAAAGGAGAGCUGUGUGUGUCAGAGGUACUGCUGUACGUGUGAGGUUUUCAUUGCUGCAUUUGACACAGAAACAGGCAUGUGUGUGUGAGAAAGAGCCAGAGCAUGCAUAUACUUGGUUAUGAUGCCCAUAACAUGUUGUUUGCUGCUCUUACCAUUUUGUUCAUGUUGACUACCAUCUUGUCCGUGGUACAAGGCCAAAUGGGAUUGAAACUAUUCCAGUCCUUGUCCUCUUUAGCUUAGGUGGAUAGAAUGCUCUUGUUUCUAUGAGUCUAAUAUUUUAGACUAAUGAGAAUUCCCCAGUAAUUUUAAGAAGUGAAAAUCAAGACAAUGGAGGAAAAAUUGGAACUCCUGGACUUCUCACUUCUUUUCCUUUUCCAUAAGAUAUAUGAAUUUAAGGUUCAACUCAGAUACCUGAAUCAAAGCUUUCAGGUUGUUAAACCAAGUGAAAUCUUUGGGUCUUAAACCCAUGGAAUUGAGGGAAUCUCUUAUCAUUUUGUAGUUCACAUUAUUUUGGGGGGUGGGACUCAGCCUUAAAUGCUACUGUUGGCAAAGAGGUGGUGCAUGUAGACAAGCUAGCCUGUCCCUUUAUGACCUCUGUCAUCUCAAAUACUUCAGGAAAACUGUUCUUAUGAUGGGAAGAGGGGAAAGGGGAAACUCCAGAAUUCUCCCUCACCAUUUUGAUACUCUAAUCCUUCUAAAUGUACAGUUUGACCUUGGUUAAUACUGGCCUGUAAGCAUCCCAGUUUGUUCUUUAACCAGAGACCCAGCUGACUGGACAGCAUUCCAUCUGGAAGGUGGAACCCCUAGUCUGUUAGGAAGCUAAGUGGAUGGCGUGCCACAGGUGAUUCAGCUCAUUGUUCUUGCCAGCUUUCGUAUGGUAGGAACUUCUGUGCUGUUUGUGGGGCUUGUCUGUAUCAUUACUUACUUACGGGACUAUUAUUUUUUAAUCAACGUAAAUGUUACUUUCCUUUGGUAACUGUAAAUAUUGUACAGUUGGAACAUUAAUUUAAUAUAUAACGACUGAGAGAGCAUGUGAACAGAUGCACUCCCACCCACAGAAAAGCUGUAUGUUGUAUUUAAUGAAAGUUUUGUAAAAUACUGCAGAGUGUUGAAUGGAGAGAAGUUCCUCCUCUGUUCGUAUGGUAAAGACGAGCGUAGCUCUCAGCCUCCAGUACCCCAAUUACUUCGGAGACCGUCUGUGGAAAUGAAGUCCUGAAGUGAGA
Molecule: messenger RNA, 5124 nt
Organism: Candoia aspera
Lineage: Eukaryota; Metazoa; Chordata; Lepidosauria; Squamata; Candoiidae
Gene: STARD8
Product: StAR related lipid transfer domain containing 8
Exons: 12
Coding region: 71-3064 (997 amino acids)
Biological process (GO): signal transduction; regulation of Rho protein signal transduction; actin cytoskeleton organization
Molecular function (GO): GTPase activator activity; lipid binding
Source: RefSeq, a predicted model, not a curated record